CUGUGGUGCUUUGUUGUAAAAGGCAGUCUGGCUUUUGUUACUGAUGUCCCAAGUGAUUGGUCUUGCACCCUGGCUCGUGGGAAUACAUAGUACCCCUGGCUCUUGUGGCUCUCUGGGACAUGCUGUCCCCAGUGACUCCAGUGACUCUCCCUGCCUGGUGGAUCCCUGGGGCAGGAAGGCAGGAGCCAGGAGUUUGGGCCGGGUUUUUGGUGGCUCCUGGAGGGGAGAAUGAGCACCCGGUGACAGGCCUGCUCUGGAGAAGGGAGCGGUCAGAAAAGGACCCUGCAUACGAAGGCUCAAGAAGAAUCUUUCAUCUCAUCCUGUUCUGUAGGACAUUUCACCAUGGCCAGAAUGUUGGCUUUCAUCUCCAUGCUUGGCGUAAGCUGCCUGCGGCACCUAAAGGCAUUAUGUCUGUAUCCUGCAUAGGAAGAAGGAGUGAGAAACCUGGAAAUGAGCCCGAAGAGGUGAAGCUGCAGAAAGCCAGCAAACAGAUUGUGCAGAAUGUCAUCCUGCAAGCGGUGCAGCAAGUCUCCCAGGAGAGCCAGCAGAGGGAAGGCAGACGGGGCGCCAAGGAGGGCAGCUUCCGGCUGGGCGUGGGGGAACUAACCAAGAAGCACGAAAAGAAGUAACACAGUGGAUCUGGCUCUAGUCAUCUGCUUGGUUACCAGCCUUCCUCUUAGCAUAGGAUGCGUUGCCAAAAUGUUGCCAGUAAAGCAAACCAAAGUGUCAUGGGCACCUAGCAGUAGAAUGAAUCCACGUUGUCCUUGGCUGAGAAGCACUGUUUUGCAAAAGUGCAUUAGACGAUUCUGUUUAUGUUAAGGCAGUGCCUCGGAAACAUGGCGGGGGGGGGGGGGACUACAACACUGUAACUGCAAAAGUAGUUUUGCAACCCGUUUUAUUUUUAAGGUUCUUUUUAUCUAAAAUUCUGUCUUGUUUAUUUACUUUUGCCUUUGAUGCACUUUCUGUGAAUUUAACCAGCAAUCCUUUUUGCUGAAAGACUGAGGGCAGUACUGUGUCCUUUAUACUGUGUUAAAAAGACACGCGGCGAAAGUGAAGGGAUGGAGCUUGUCACCCUCAAAUACGGAAUUAAAGACUUCCCUGGGUUCAGGUCUGAGGACAAACCGAGCAAAGGCGAAAUCUAAGGCUUAGUCCCUCAGGAUCUUACAAGGCAUAUAUUUAUAUUACUUUUUAAAAAGGAGGAGUUUAACUUUUUAAGAACUCAGGUUUUUGGUCUCAAUUCUCUCAAGUUUGCUCUCUGGGCAGAAAUCCUUGAAAACAGAGAUUUCCUUUCCAUGUCAAAUUAAAGUAAGACAAGUGAUAGAUCUAGACGCAUGAGUUUCAAUGACUCUGUGUUUUAGCAGCCCCACGACGAGCAACUAGAACUAGAGAUACACUGGGGAUACACCAGGGUCUGAUUAUGGGGUGCAGUGUCCUUGGAAGGGCUGUGGGGCUUUAUCAAUCCUUCGUCGUCAUCAGGCUGUGCACUCCCAAUAGUACCUUACUAGUGGGAGCUUUCCUUUCCCUCCACAAAUGAGAAUUAUAUCUUUGAGAUUAUGAAAAUCAUGCAUAUGAGAAAUAAAUAACACUGCAAAUGGGAAAACCACUUUUCACCUCUCUGAAGCAUGACAAUCCAGGGGGAACAACACAGUGACUGUUUUGGACCAUGCAGUAUAGAGAGAUGUGUGUGUAUGCAAGACGCCAUCUUCACGGCCAUCGUGUGACGUCCGUCCAUUCCCAUGUGGCUCUUGCACAUCUUCCUGAAGUCACGAGAACCCCAUAGUCUGGGUUUCACAACAGUUAUUGAGUUGGUGUCCUCUCUGAGGACAGAAAGAGAAUUUGACCUUUGGUAAAAACCCUUCGGCUUCAAAAUAUCAGUGUCUAUGUUUGUUUUUUUUAAAAGCCAGUAUUAGCAUAUGUGGUAUGGCUGAUAUUAUGAUAUACUUAGAGAAUUCCAGUAUGUCACAUUUUCCAGAAUGGAUUCUAUAGAUGGAUGAACACAAUCUCUUAUCAACUUUGCUGAACUAUCUCAUAUGAUGUGCAGAUGGAAUAAAUAAAUUCACAGGACGAAUGGCUAUGAGAAGGAGCAGAGGGGGUUAAAUAUUAGAUUUCAGAAAUAUUUUUUUAUGUCAUGAACUCAUGACAACUGAAGAAUGAGUUAAAGUUGAUCUGAAGUCAUAUAAUUGAUAUAUAAUUGUAUAGGGGAGUUAAUGGGAAUGAAGGUAUUGUUGGAAAUUAUUCAGAAGGAUCUAUAAUAAAAAAAAAUAAACCCAAUGCUUGUAGUUUGCAAGUGAUCUGACACCAUGUCUCCUGAGAUGUCUGGGUAUAACUGGCCCCGGGCCUUGUGUCAUAUCGCGUGACAGAAACAGAAAUGCUCCAUCUUUCCUCUGGUGUGUCCACUGGGGAUCCUUGAGGACAUUUGAUUAACUUCUGUAGCUAAACUUAUUUGUAAAUAAAAUAUAUCCAGCUUUGAA
Molecule: messenger RNA, 2471 nt
Organism: Suricata suricatta (meerkat)
Lineage: Eukaryota; Metazoa; Chordata; Mammalia; Carnivora; Herpestidae
Gene: AKAIN1
Product: A-kinase anchor inhibitor 1
Exons: 6
Coding region: 120-629 (169 amino acids)
Source: RefSeq, a predicted model, not a curated record